This is a messenger RNA of Eutrema salsugineum, 1731 nucleotides long. RefSeq names its product 60S ribosomal protein L5, mitochondrial. The transcript has a single exon. Gene Ontology annotation, biological process: translation. The coding region runs from base 812 to 1369 and encodes 185 amino acids. Gene Ontology annotation, cellular component: cytosolic large ribosomal subunit; ribosome. Gene Ontology annotation, molecular function: structural constituent of ribosome; RNA binding. Lineage: Eukaryota; Viridiplantae; Streptophyta; Magnoliopsida; Brassicales; Brassicaceae. The record is from RefSeq and is a predicted model, not a curated record.
CAGAAGAUCAUUUCAUUCCAUUUUUGCUAAAAUAGUGAAGGAGAUUCCAAAAAGGGUGGAGGGAAUCCGUAUAUGUUUUUCCGGUCGAUUAAAAGACGCAGCAGAAAAAGCUCAAACUAAAUGCUAUAAGCAUAGAAAAACUUCUCGUAAUGUAUUUAACCAGAAAAUCGAUUAUGCUCCUGCCGAAGUAUCUACUCGUUACGGAAUCUCAGGUGUCAAAGUGUGGAUUUCAUAUAGUCAAAAAAAAGGGGGACGUGCUAUAUCCGAAACGUACGAAAUAUAGUAAAUAUCGUAAAGGCAGAUGUAGUAGGGGUUGCAAACCGGAUGGUACAAAACUGGGUUUUGGAAGAUAUGGCACUAAAAGUUGUAAAGCUGGUCGUCUUUCAUAUCGAGCCAUUGAAGCAGCGCGUCGGGCUAUAAUCGGACACUUCCAUCGUGCUAUGAGCGGACAAUUCCGAAGAAAUGGUAAGAUAUGGGUAAGAGUUUUCGCGGAUCUCCCUAUUACCGGGAAACCUACAGAAGUAAGAAUGGGAAGAGGAAAAGGAAAUCCUACGGGUUGGAUUGCUCGUGUGUCCACGGGACAAAUCCCAUUUGAAAUGGAUGGUGUGAGUUUGGCAAAUGCUCGACAAGCCGCUACAUUAGCGGCUCAUAAACCAUGUUCGUCAACCAAGUUUGUUCAGUGGUCGUAACGUAAUUGGUUAAUGGAGAAAGCGGGCCGAGAAUCUUAUGUCAAAAGGACCAAGGAUGAUCUUUUCGGAAAGGAGGAGUAGGAGGAGUCAGCUUAUUCUAUAGAUACUGUAAAAGCCAACUCAUGUUUCCACUCAAUUUUCAUUACGAAGAUGUAUCACGUCAAGAUCCGUUGCUCAAACCGAAUCACGCCAACGUUAUGGAAGUUCCUGGAUCGUGUGAAAUAAGAGUAGUACCAAAGGCACCCUAUAAUUUCAUAAUCAAAAAUGGAAAAUUGGCUAUGGAGAUUCCGCGCGGUCAGAAAUUCAUACAGACACAAAGGGGUUCGGCAGGAAAGUCCUUUCGAUCUAAUCCAUUCUUGGGGUCAAAUAAAGACAAAGGAUAUGUAAGUGACCUAGCACGACAAAGCACUCUCCGAGGGCAUGGAAUGUCUAAUUUUUCGGUCAGAAUCUCGACAGUAAUGUCUCUGUUAGAUUUUCCGGUCGAAAUACGGAAAAACUCCAUUCAAUUCUCGAUGGAAACGGAGUUUUGCGAAUUCUCCCCGGAACUGGAAGAUCAUUUCGAGAUCUUCGAACAUAUUAGAGGGUUCAAUGUGACUAUUGUCACUUCGGCCAACACACAAGAUGAGACUUUACCACCGUGGAGCGGCUUUUUGCAAAAAGAUGAGGGGGAAACUCAGUAAGAUGUCGGAGAAGCAAAAUAGUAGAGAUCACAAACGUAGAUUGCUCGCGGCUAAAUUUGAAUUGAGACGAAAGCUUUAUAAAGCCUUUUGUAAAGAUCCCGAUCUUUUUAGUGAUAUGCGGGACAAACAUCGUUAUAAGUUGUCCAAGUUGCCAAUAAAUAGUUCCUUUGCACGAGUAAGAAACCGAUGGAUUUCCACGGGUCGCCCUCGUUCUGUAUCUGAGUUCUUUCGAAUUUCUCGUAUCGUUUUUCGUGGAUUAGCAUCUCGAGGUUCUUUGAUGGGCAUAAAGAAAUCGUCUUGGUAGCAACCACCAAACCAAUAGAACAAAGAAAGGUUAGCUCCGCAGCUGGUCCACAAGCAAG